CAACAGUGGCUUCCUUCCUUCCUUCCUUCUUUGAGGGCCCGGGCCACGCCCCUUUGGAACGUCCAGGCACUUGCGGGACUGCGCGGAGUUGGCGCCGCCGGUUGGCUUCGUGGUGUGACGGUCGGCACGCGUCGAAACCAACGGAGCAUGGAGAGGGCGCCACGGUCUUAACACCGCGUGUGGGACCCGCUUGGCAAAUUUGGGAGACCUGCCCUUCCCGCAAAUUGAACAGUCUGUGGAUUGGCGCAUGUUCGGGAUGGCUGGAUCGUGGGACUCGGAUACGAAAAUGGACACCAAGCUGGUGUGGAACCCGUACGAGAGCACGACGCGCUCGGUGCAGGCCCUGGAGCUGAAGCUGGGGUCCCUGGUGCUGCUGUUGGUGGUGACGCUGCUUUGUGCGUUCAUCCCGCUCUGGCUGUUCCGGAGGCCGGGCUCUGCCCUCAACAGUGGAAGCUUUGGCCCUCAAAGGAAAACCCUGAGAUUGGUCAGCUGUUUUGCUGGCGGCAUUUUCCUGGGGACCUGUCUUCUCGACCUGCUUCCUACUUAUCUAACCAGCAUUAACGAAGCCCUGGAUGAUUUGCGAGUCACGCUCCGUUUCCCCUUGCAGGAAUUCAUCCUGGCCAUGGGCUUCUUCGUCGUUCUGGUGUUGGAACAGAUCGUGUUGGCUUACAAGGACCCUUCGGGAUCCCUGGAAGAGACCGAGGCCCUCUUGAGCAACGCUUCCCACUCGCAUCCUUCCCUGCAGCAGGACCAGAGUUGGCCCGAGGGAUCCCAGCGGCCCCUGGCUCGCGACCGCCUGGCCGCCGAGCGCACCCACGUCCACGUGGACUUCAACGCCCACUCGGCCAUCCGCUUGGUGGUGCUUUUCCUGGCCCUCUCGCUCCACUCCAUCUUCGAAGGGCUGGCCGUGGGGCUGCAGGAAGACGGCGCCCAGGCCUUGGAGAUCUGCGUGGCUCUCCUCAUCCACAAAGGAGCCAUCGCCUUCAGCCUGAGCCUCAAGCUCCUGCAAGGGAGGCUGCGUCCCCGGGUCGUGGCCAUCUGCCUGGUUCUCUUCUCCGCCAUGUCUCCGUUCGGCAUCGGGCUGGGCGUGUCCCUGACCGAGGUCCCCAUGGCGGCUCUGUCCCGCCUCUCCCGCAGCGUCCUGGAAGGCUUGGCUACGGGAACCUUCGUCUACAUCACGUUUUUGGAGAUCCUGCCCCACGAACUCGGCUCUUCCGAGCAACGCAUCCUGAAAGUCAUCGUUCUGCUGCUCGGAUUCGCCCUGGUCACCAGCGUUUUGUUCGUGAAGAUCUGAGUCGGGUGUCGGGCGCGGGGCAGGGGGAGGAAAAAAAACAAAACAACAACCCAGCCCCCUCCUAGCGGACACACGCUUUGCAGGAAGCAUCCUCCGUCCUGCCGCCGAUUCCGCCUUACGGAGUUUGCCAAAUGUUUUUCCUCGGUUUCCCGUUGCCCAAAACCGACUCCCGUCAAUUCUGGCUAUCUCCGUCUUAACGGGGCUGCCAACCCCCCCCUUCCCCCCCCUCCCCCCCCUCCUCCCCCCUUGAAAAACUCGGUCUGAGCUCCAUUUGAUAUCCAGGCCCAUCCGUCAAACCUUCUGCCAAUCCACCCUGGAGGAUCAGAACGAGGAUUCCCACACGACGGAAGCUCCGUGGAAACUGGAAAAUAUUUCCUGCUGGGUCAUUUCGGAGCUCUGCGGUGGGGUUAGGACUUCCGUUUAUGUGGCAAACGGGACUGUUUGGGUUGGUUUAAUAAACCAGGUUGGGGUGGGGAGGGUGGAAAGAUAUAUUUUUGGUGCCAACCGUUCAACUUCGGAGCGAGAGAACCACAGUGCCUUCAUUUUUUGUCUCCAGUGCCUUAAAUGUUCGACCGACGUGGGAAAGCAAAAAGGGGGGCAUUUUUUUUUUUUUUUUUUAGUUUAGCAUCCUUUCCGCAUCUUUGACAAGAGUUUGAGGCUGUCUCAUCCCUGGGCAAUCCAAGUUUGUUUGCUUCUCGACUCGGCCAUCAUCGUUAAAGCUGGCUUGCUCCGAUGCUUUAGUUUUAAUUAGUUUCCAAACGACGCUGGCUAAAUACCGGGCCAAUUUGAGCGCCACAUGAUGGCUUACGGAGGAACCUGGUUACGCAAAGCUGCAGUUGAACCGACAUGGGCAGCUGAAUAAGUCGCCAAAGGGCUAAGCUGGGCCAGGAGGCGCUGCCAAUCCGUGGUCCUUGAUGGAUUUGGUCGCUCGGUCACGCAGCUUCAGAAACGAGGCUUAACCAGGUUACUAGGAAAAGUCCUGGAUCGGGGUUAGUCUAACUGGUUGCACGGCUUAUUGAGGCUUUUAACAAAGCUGUAAGGAAUUUGGGAAUCUUGGUUAGUAGACAGUGGCCCUUAAAAUCUGGGCUCAAAUUUUUCUGCGUUGAGUUAAAUCCCAAAAUUUGCGAAAAAUGCAAAAGGACGCUGGCAAAAAAUGCCUAGAAGCUUUUCCGUUUUAAAAGAAGGCCGCGAACGAAUGCAUUAUUAUUAUUUUUGGGUGUGUGGAAAGCAGCUUGUAGAAAGCCUCUUCAUCUCGUGCCUCAGGAACCGGGAAGGCGGGACGAAAGGAGCAUGGGAUGGUCACGUUUUCUGCAUUUUAUUGAAUGGGGGGAAUAAAAUCUAGGAGUGAAGGCCGCAAAGAAAUUUCCCGCGUUCCUUUUUACAUUUUUUUUAAAGUUCUGAAAGUUUUCUUUUCUUUUCUUUUUUUUGUAGCACAGAACAUUUUUUUUUAAUCUAGCCCUCUGCCCAGGUGUGCUAUUAAAAACGUUUCCUAAUUGGGAUUUUUUUUUUCCUAGAGGUCCCUGCAUCACAACUUCCAUCAUUCCCAGCCCGCUGGGGAAGAUGGGAGAUAGAAUCUGAUGCAUCUAGGGGGAAAAAACAACGGGGGCUGUUUUGUUUUAUAUCUAUAUAUUUGCAAAUUCUGCAGCGUUCCCAAGUUUGCAACGGGGAAUGUGUUCCUGGCGGGUUGCGUGGAGAGGCGACAACUCUUUGCAAACGGGAAUGAAGGUUGUGUGUAUGUGCAGCAUUUGAACUGACAAGCUGGGACUCAGUUUAGUUUUGAGCAAUCUAAUAAAAGCAUUUUUUUAAAUUUUUUUUUAACU
Molecule: messenger RNA, 3114 nt
Organism: Notechis scutatus (mainland tiger snake)
Lineage: Eukaryota; Metazoa; Chordata; Lepidosauria; Squamata; Elapidae
Product: zinc transporter ZIP1
Biological process (GO): zinc ion transmembrane transport
Cellular component (GO): plasma membrane
Molecular function (GO): zinc ion transmembrane transporter activity
Source: RefSeq, a predicted model, not a curated record